AUGGCUGCGAUCACCGAGAAGGUCACCGAGAAGAAGCCUGAGGGCAUUGACCUCUACUCCCGAUUCGCCUUCGCUGAGAAGUUGGACAUUGAACUGAUUGCGAAAAUCACAGGUGCUGUCUGCUGUGCUGUCACCCACGGUGCUGCCACUCCUCUCGAUGUCGUUAAGACUCGUAUCCAGCUCGACCCUGUCACCUACAACCGUGGAAUGAUCGGUGGUUUCCGUCAGGUUAUCCAGAAUGAGGGUGCUGGCGCCCUGCUGACCGGUUUCGGCCCUGCCGCUGCCGGUUACUUCCUUCAGGGCGCCCUGAAGUUCGGUGGAUACGAGUUCUUCAAGCAGCAGUCCAUCAACCUGGUUGGCCUUGAGACCGCCACCGACAACCGCACCGCUGUCUACCUCGCCUCCUCGGCCGCUGCCGAGUUCGUCGCUGACAUCGGUCUCUGCCCUCUCGAGGCUACCCGUAUCCGUCUCGUUUCCCAGCCCACCUUCGCCUCCGGCCUGGUCAGCGGUUUCACCAAGAUCGCCAGCCAGGAGGGUAUCGGUGCUUUCUACUCUGGAUUCGGACCCAUCCUGUUCAAGCAGGUCCCCUACACCAUGGCCAAGUUCGUCGUCUUCGAGAAGGUCUCCGAGGCCAUCUACGCCACCGUCGACAAGAACUCCGUCUCCGGCAGCACCGCUACUGCUAUUAACCUUGGCUCCGGUCUGAUUGCUGGUCUCGCCGCCGCUAUCAUCUCCCAGCCCGCCGACACCAUGCUCUCUAAGAUCAACAAGACCCCAGGUCUCCCCGGUGAGGGCACCACCACCCGUCUGCUCAAGAUCGCCAAGGAGCUCGGUAUCCGUGGCUCUUACAGCGGUAUCGGUGCCCGUCUGUUCAUGGUCGGUGGUAUCACUGCCGGUCAGUUCGCCAUCUACGGUGACAUCAAGAAGGCUCUCGGUGCCACCGCCGGUGUUGAGCUUGCCAAAUAG
Molecule: messenger RNA, 966 nt
Organism: Penicillium chermesinum
Lineage: Eukaryota; Fungi; Ascomycota; Eurotiomycetes; Eurotiales; Aspergillaceae
Product: putative mitochondrial phosphate carrier protein (Mir1)
Exons: 5
Coding region: 1-966 (321 amino acids)
Biological process (GO): mitochondrial phosphate ion transmembrane transport
Cellular component (GO): mitochondrial inner membrane
Molecular function (GO): phosphate transmembrane transporter activity
Source: RefSeq, a predicted model, not a curated record